Strongylus vulgaris is the source of this 273-nucleotide messenger RNA. The record is from the annotation of a GenBank genome assembly. NCBI's taxonomy places the organism in Eukaryota, Metazoa, Nematoda, Chromadorea, Rhabditida, Strongylidae.
AUGACAUGGUUGAAGAAAGUUCUGUUAAAGUAUGGCUCGAGGCGUCUUCUUUCAAUUGCUCGGAAGGAGGAAGUGAACAUACUGAAAAGCCUUCCAUCUGAAAUCAGAAAUAUUGGGAUUGUUGCUCAUAUUGAUGCCGGCAAGACCACUGUUACCGAAAGAAUGCUUUAUUUGGCUGGUGUGAUUCGCAGCAUGGGCGAUGUCGAUUCCGGAAAUACAGUUACUGAUUAUUUGGACAUGGAAAGAGAAAGAGGUGGAUAUUGCUGUCUCUAG